ACGUAAUCUUGACGUAAACAAAUCAAACCGAAUUUGUAAACUGAACUGACUGAUUGUCAAUGUCAAAUCUGGGCCUUUGACGUCUACUUUGAACUGCUGAUAUGACUGAAUGAAAUGAAAGAGAUGUUCAUUUUGAAAUGGCAACAUUCAAUGCGCGAAAAGACGGCGCGAAAGUUCGAUCAAUAAGUAGGUUUAUUUCGGACUGGACGAGAUGGCGAUGAGUUUUAUGUAAGAAAAUUCUGAAAUAAAUGGAACAUCAAUCGGAAAUGGGGGCAUACGGGGAAAAUCCAAACGUCCAGAACAAUGGGAAUUAUAUCACAAUUAUUCCUGUUGAUUAUUCUAGACGGGGAUACCCUAUGCAAGCCGAAUACCAGUACAAUGAAUUUCGAUCCCGCGAAGAGUAUUACAGUGUUCAAAGUCAAAAGUUGCAAGCAGAAGUCAACGCGCACCUGUAUUCUGUGUCUCAGAGGCUCCCACAUCUGUCGUACAGUCCUUUAGGGCGACACAGUGAUUGGGACAAACAUGAUCCGCACAAACCUCUUCAGCCGGACUCCAAAGAGAGCAACAGUUCGGAUUCCCUCGAAAAGAGUGUUAUGGGUUCUAAUUUAAGCAGUUGCUCAAACCAGACGGGCUCGAGCAGCAUAGCAGCAGGUUCGUUCAGCACUACAGAACCAAUAACCAGUGGCGGUAGUUCGUCUAGUGCUAUUUCACCACCACUGCCAGGAUCCUCGGGCAGCACUGUUUCCUCAUCGACUGUAUCUUCGAAUCCAGUGACUUGUGUUUACCUUCUGUCCAAGACUGCUAUCAUGAUAGAGAUGAGUUCGGAGGAGGUGCCUUCGUGCGUCACGGCUGCUAGAUUUCUAAAUGCUGUACUGGCUACAGAGGAGUUGGGGUUAACACAACCGAGCGCCAGAAGUUUAGCUGCUAAUGUAUUCUCUUUGUGGAUGUGCAGUCCAUUGCUAGAAAUCCAAUUAAAACCCCACCAUUGCCCUUGGCGGAUUUGGGCCAACUGGCAGAAGUUGGUGUAUCGUUAUGGUCAUGGAUCGGAAUCCAAACGUUCGAGAGAUCAACCCAUACUGCGACUUCAGAGGAAUAUAUUUUUCCCUAAGCAUUUAGAAGAAGGCAUAAAAGAUACAAAAAUUCAAGAACUGUUAUAUGAAGAAGCAAGACAUAACGUCGUGACAGGUCGUUACCCGCUAGAAAGUGCUCAAGCAGUAAUGUUGGGAGGACUGCAAGCAAGAAUACAACUGGGACCCUACGACCCUCAUAGGCACACGGCGAAGUUCUUCAGGGAACAUCAAGACAAGUACCUUCCUAAACACGCCCGCUCAGGGCGCUGGGCGCAGUUGUUGCCUGCGGGAAGGAAGGGGAGUCCCGAAGCCAAACUUCUGGAGCAAGCGCAACGGCCACCAGCCGCCCCGCCGAGGAAACUACGUCACAAAUACUUGGCUCACUGUCGGACGCAUACAACUUACGGAGCUGCGUUCUUUCAAGGACAAAUUGAGCAGCCGGUGCGGAGUCUGACCAGUCUUCUCACACAUGAAGAUAUUCCUGUACUAGUUGCGAUCAACUCUAACGGAGUUUACGUCAUUGAUGAUACAGAAAGUACUGUACUGUUGGGUUUGCUGUACGAAGAACUGUCGUGGGAUAUCGGCCUGCCUUCAGACGACAACGACGACUGCCUCCCAUGUCUGUUCCUGCAGUUCAUGGUUGUGGAGAAUGGCCUGAGAGUGUCUAAAAUAUUACAGGUAUUUUCAAAACAAGCCGUUAUGAUGGACACACUAAUAGAACACUUUGCCGGGGAAUAUAGAAAACGUCUCGGCCAGGAGACACCAAGCGACCACGCCAACUACGAUUACCAUUCAGAUUCAGGAAGCAUAUCCCUACCUCCACUCUCCCGGCCGGAUUCCCCUCAGCGUCGAUUGGCCAACAAACUCUCUCGCUUGGCUCUAGCCACUCACGACGGCAGGGGGAACCUGUUGGGAGGAGCUGGAGACUGGAACACUGACCUCAAUCAUCCUCAACCUUCAUGGAUACUGCCUAAGCAUUAGAAGAAUCUGGUGUGAAAAAAAGGAUAAUCUUGAUAACAGAAUUAGUUACUUACCAGGGUUUAACCUCUCAUGAUCGCAGGGAUUUUGUUAGGAGACUUACAGACCUGCAGCCAUCGUGGAUACUGCCUUAGCAAUAUAAGAAGAAUCUGAUAUGAAAAAAAGGAUGGUACCUAUCCGAUAAGUAUCUUACUGGGCUUUAGACUCUUACCAUUGCAGGGAACUUGUUAGGAGCAGGAGACUUAGAGUAAUUGAAGAGAAACAACAUAACAUUGAAAAGUACAAAUUGAUACAGUAUUGUAGUUUCCGAUUUUUCAGAGUGAUCGCAAAAAUCAAUGCUAAAUCUAUCGAUUUCCUCGGACUUGACGAAUGGUUGUGAGGUCUGUACUUUUAAAGCGACAAAAAAUCUUUACAACAAAAAAUGAGGCCGACUGAAGUCCGUAAAAAGAUGUACCUACGUUCAUGAA
Amyelois transitella is the source of this 2515-nucleotide messenger RNA. It is a transcript of the gene Bili, whose product is annotated as FERM domain-containing protein 8. The record is from RefSeq and is a predicted model, not a curated record. Gene Ontology annotation, biological process: negative regulation of canonical Wnt signaling pathway. Bases 249 to 2051 code for a protein of 600 amino acids. NCBI's taxonomy places the organism in Eukaryota, Metazoa, Arthropoda, Insecta, Lepidoptera, Pyralidae. Gene Ontology annotation, cellular component: cytoskeleton; plasma membrane. The transcript is spliced from 12 exons.